AUGGCCACAAUCAAGCCCAUCGAGGGCCGCACAAUUCACCAGAUCCAAUCUGGUCAAGUCAUUGUUGAUCUGUGCUCCGUCGUCAAGGAGCUCGUAGAAAACAGCAUCGACGCCGGUGCUACAAGCAUAGAUGUACGCUUCAAGAACCAGGGUUUGGACUCCAUAGAGGUCCAGGAUAAUGGCGAGGGAAUCUCAUCAGACAACUACGAGUCGAUUGCCUUGAAGCACUACACUUCAAAGCUUGCAAGCUACUCUGAUCUGGCUACUCUCCAGACCUUCGGCUUCCGCGGCGAAGCCUUGUCAUCUUUAUGUGCCUUGUCUCAAUUCAGCAUUGUCACCUGCAUGGCACAGGAUGUUCCCAAAGGCACAAGGCUCGAGUUCGAGUCAUCGGGAAAGCUCAAGGAAAUCCAUGUGGUCGCCGCCCAGAAGGGCACCAACGUCAUCGUCGGGAACCUAUUUCACAACCUUCCUGUACGCCGCCGCGAGCUCCAACGCAACGUCAAGAGAGAAUGGAACAAGGUCAUCGCAUUGCUGAACCAGUAUGCUUGUAUCCAGACUGGCGUCAAGUUUUCCGUUUCCCAACAACCUACCAAGGGAAAACGUAUAAUCCUCUUCUCCACAAAGGGCAAUCCCACCACGCGAGAGAAUCUGGUCAACAUCUUCGGCGCCAAGACGAUGACGGUUCUGGUGAGACUCGAUCUCUCCCUUCAGUUCGAGCCCACCGCUAGGCCGGGCCUGAAAUCUACUAAUCAAGACGAGCAAACUUCCACAAAGGUCCAAGUCCAGGGUUACGUGAGUCGUCCGGCCCACGGAGAGGGCCGUCAGACCCCUGAUCGACAAAUGUUCUUCGUCAAUGGCAGACCGUGCGGCCUUCCUCAGUUCGCAAAGGUCUUCAAUGAGGUGUAUAGGGCUUACAACGCCUCUCAGUCGCCCUUCAUACUGGCUGAUAUCCAACUUGAUACGCACUUGUAUGAUGUCAACGUCAGCCCGGAUAAACGGACAAUCAUGCUACAUGAUCAGAAUCGCAUGUUGGAGAAUAUGAAGGAGGCCUUGUCGUCGCUUUUCGAAUCCCAAGACUACUCCAUUCCGUCCGCACAGCAGCCAAUACAAAUAACACAGGCAGCCAGGGCGACCCCCGUUCUCGAGAACGACGGUGACGAUGAUGAUGCACCUUCGAACCAAGCACCAGCACCCCCGGCGAAGCAGACGAGUCCAAAUGACGAAGACGACAUUAGCUCUGAGGAUGAUGACGAACAAUUCCAUUCACGCACCAAGCCACCACGCAAACCUCGUCAGAGGAAACCACAACAGCUCACAACAGCAGAGCUACAGUCCCAGAGUUUAAUGAGCCGGUGGGUUGGACGAGCAGCCGACAGUCGUGCUUUGCAACGGGGAAGGGAGAUAGGAUCCGAAGAGCCUGUCGCCGAAGAUAGUGGCGAGAAGGCUCCGGCUACUGAUUCUGAUCCUGGUGCGUCCAACUCAGAGGAUGGCGUGGCAGCGGAGGCUGCCGAAACCACUUCUUUCAAGACGCCGCGACAGGUUCUCGACUUCAAUGCCCGGCUUUCAGACGCCCACCAAGACCACGAAGCUGAUGCUCCACAGGAGAAUGUCUCGCAGUCUUCUGACGAUGGCACCGAAAGUAGACAAGCCCGAAUUCCUGCUAUGACACCUAUUAGAACACCAAGAGUUGACCCUCUUAUGUCUUCAUCUAUUCCACGGCUACCUAAGCGGUCAGCCCUAGAAGUUGCAACCGUAUCUAUUGGAGAAAGUACCGUCACCAGCUCCGUAGAGCCGACCCCGAAGAGAACAAGACACGAGCCGACCUCAUCGCUGAGUUCAACGGCUGCUCAUUCACCAUUGAGCACAACUGCGGCGAAGUCCUCCUUUGGCUCGAGGCUGACCCAGAUGUUCUCUGCGAGCAAUGCAGCGAGACAGAAAGGGUUUGCCAGGACGAGCACAGAUCUGUCAGAAAACCCCAGCGAAGGUGCCGGCGCAGAGUCAGAUGAUGGUAGGGAAAGCGAUGACAGCUCAGAGGAGAGGGCGCCUGCGGACGAGGCCAUGGCCAGUCAGGACGAUGGAUUUGAAUCUGCUUCCGAUAGACCCGAAGCGUUAUCAAGUCCAACACAUCUACCCCAUGCAAACGUGUCGAGCCGCAACAAGACCCCGGUGCCGGUCACAGCGAACGAGGAAAGUCUAAAGGACGAAGCAACGGCGCAGACUAUGUUCGCAGAUUCCCGGUCGAAUGCUCUUAAAGGGGGGACCAGGCGAAAGGAUGCAACUCUACAGCAGAGGCAAAAUGUCAAGAUUCACACAAACGAUUUGCAGUCUCGCAUCGAAUCUUGGGAGGCAGAGCUACGGCGCACCACCCAUCACCGAGGCCGGCAGUCCAAAACCUCCGGCAUCGAGGAUCUCAAGGCUGAGGAUGCGGAAGCAGCCCUGUCCUUGAUCAUAUCAAAGUCGGAUUUCGCAAAGAUGACCAUUGUCGGCCAGUUCAAUCUCGGCUUCAUCAUCGCAGUUCGGCACGCGGCCAGAGACGGAGACGGGGACGCAGUUGGGGACGAUGAGCUCUUCAUCAUCGACCAACAUGCGUCGGACGAAAAGUACAACUUUGAGAGGCUGCAGUCCACAACGGUGGUCCAGUCUCAGAGAUUGGUGCACCCGAAGCAGCUAGAACUCACAGCCCUGGAGGAAGAGAUUGUCAUGGAAAACGUCGCGGCCUUGGACGUCAACGGCUUCAAGGUCAGCGUAGACAGCUCGGGCGACCAGCCCGUGGGAGCGAGGUGUAAGCUCCUCGCGCUACCCCUCAGCCGCGAGACAACAUUCACACUGUCCGACCUCGAGGAGCUCAUAUCUCUGCUAAGCGAACACCACCUUACCGAGGUCAGCAGCGCCCCUCGGCCGUCCAAAGUGCGGUCCAUGUUCGCCAUGAGGGCGUGUCGCAGCAGCGUCAUGAUUGGCAAGGCUCUGGCGCAACGACAGAUGGAGAAGCUGGUCCGUCACAUGGGUGAGUUGGAUAAGCCGUGGAAUUGCCCGCAUGGACGGCCGACGAUGAGGCAUCUCACCGGGCUUGGUUCCUGGGAUGAUAUGGGGUGGAAGGAAAACGAGCCUCGUGUCGACUGGGCCAAGUAUGUCCAAGCAUAA
Molecule: messenger RNA, 3141 nt
Organism: Colletotrichum fioriniae
Lineage: Eukaryota; Fungi; Ascomycota; Sordariomycetes; Glomerellales; Glomerellaceae
Gene: PMS1
Product: ATP-binding mismatch repair protein
Biological process (GO): mismatch repair
Cellular component (GO): MutLalpha complex
Molecular function (GO): ATP-dependent DNA damage sensor activity; ATP binding; mismatched DNA binding
Source: RefSeq, a predicted model, not a curated record